GCGGCUUCUCAUCGACAUGCUGGAAACGGCGUAGGAUGGAACCUGCUUAGUCGCCCCACUUAAUCACUAGCAUUGAGGGCGUAUUCCCUGAUUCGUGGAAUCUCGUCUUCAUGCCAUUCGAACAUUCCAUUGAUUGGCCCCGUCCGUACAUGAGAGAACUCGGCAGUUUAUCGGGACCUUGUCGAUCCGUAUGCUCCUCCGAAUGGCCAGACAGCUAUAGCACACCUCAAGGAGCAUAGUACGUGGAUCUCGACACAUCUCCACUGAUUUCUCUCCUAGUGUGUCGACUCUAGUUCUAUCCUGCACAAACUCUCCUCUAAAAGGAACUGCGAAUGGUAUCACAGAAAAUCAUGGCUGUGCUCUGCGCCCGACGCGGAAAAAGGCGCUAAGCCCGUAUUAUCCGCAAACCAGUUACGAUAUGGUCGCAUCUGCCGCGACUCACUCGAGGCCGAGGGAUAUGAUAGAAGUUGGAAGACUCUUUAAGGGCACUCAAAUCCUCGUGACACGAUAACUAUCACGUGGUGAGGAUGACACUGGAUAAAUUGUCAGCCUUACGUCUUACACGCAUAUCAUAAAUCUCUCGAUCAAACUCUCGCUCACAAACGAAAUAGGAAAUAGACAUCUCACAGCCAAAAUGUCCAAGUCACAGUACCGAGAUGGCGAGGAUGACAUCCCCUCGUACGAAGAAAGCGUCCGAUCGUCCACCGCACAGAGACCACCCUACAACAUGAGACCCGACGUAACAGCACCACUCCAUCGCCAUCUAGAUGCGAGUCGCGUCCAGCGUGUGCAUUCUCUCCUCGAGCAAUAUGUCGAUCCACUUCUUGCUGAGCAAGGGUCGUCGGGGCUGUACCAAACCACGUUCAUUUUCAUUCCCUCCAAUGUCACAUCUCUACACCCCAGAGAAAAGAGUAGCUACUCCACGCCUAAAGCGCCAGAGCCGGUCGGAUUUCCUACCUCGACAGUGGUCAAGCUUGUUCAGCUGGAGGGUGAGGCACAUACGAUGGAGUUCUGGAGGCAGCCGGCCGUGUUGCGGGAAUUGGAGUCCUCGCUUCGAGCUAGGCUUGCGGCGAGUGGCCAUCAUGUUGAGGGCCAGGAAGGAGUUCCCACGUCUGCUAAAGAAACCGAAUCGCUAAAGUCGAAUAACGACAAUAAGCCUAAACAGAAGAAGUCGCUCUGGGGUAGACUGACAGGCAACUCUGAGGCUGUUAUUGUGGACCGGAAGCUGGGUUGGCGUGCCGACGACGGAGAGACUCCCGGUCGCAAAUUGCCCAGGGACCAGGUCAGAGUUAUCGUGGAGUGGAAGGAGGUUUGUCUGCGCGUGGAGAAUGACCUGGGUCUAUACGAUAAUUGCAACGCACCGGGAAUUUGUCUCUCUGUGGAGGUCGGGGAGUAGGUGUUUGUUGCACAACUGCGUCUGCGGGAGCUAUUAUGGACCCGGGAAGCGGCAUACGGACAAGUGUCGAGAUACCUGCACUCAUGCGCCUUUAGUCUUAUUGUAUAUACAAAAUCCUAAUACAGCUUGAGGCGGCUUCAUAGGUCCGGCAAAUGCUUUGCACGUGUACUGUAAACACGACCUAGUUCAUUCCUAUA
Messenger RNA from Aspergillus pseudonomiae, 1593 nucleotides. RefSeq lists its product as uncharacterized. Bases 635 to 1396 code for a protein of 253 amino acids. The record is from RefSeq and is a predicted model, not a curated record. NCBI's taxonomy places the organism in Eukaryota, Fungi, Ascomycota, Eurotiomycetes, Eurotiales, Aspergillaceae. The transcript has a single exon.